AUGGCUGGCAUGACCGUCAUGGGAUUUGGGCUUGGCUAUGUCGCGGUCGCGUGGGUUUCGGUGGCGACCUCCUUCGCCGAGAAUGAGAGAUUGCAAUGGCGCCUGCCUCUUGUCCUGGCCUGCGUUGGACCCCUCGGCCUCUUGGUCGGAAUCUAUUUUGUGCCGGAGACACUCCGGGUCAUCCAACACCUCCAUCGCGAUCCCGAACACCCAGAGAAUGCUAGUGCCCAAGCGGAAUUCAUUCAGAUUCGGGCACAGGUUGAAAAGGACAAGGAGCAGAAUUCGAGCUGUGUCCUCAUGUUCACAAAGCCGAGUUGGCGCAAACGCUCGCUUCUCGCGCUCUUUGUGAUGUUUGCGUCUCAAGGAACCGGGGUUAAUGGCGUUGCAAACCAUGAGGUCCGCAUUUUUAGGACGUUGGGUCUUAAGAGGGUGAUGCCAUUACUUGUUUACGCGAUUUACGCCCGUUAUUGGUACAAUUGCCGCUUCUAUGGCCUGUUUGUUUCACGACGGACAAGUUCAGACAGAGGAGACUUUUCUUAA
Molecule: messenger RNA, 540 nt
Organism: Fonsecaea erecta
Lineage: Eukaryota; Fungi; Ascomycota; Eurotiomycetes; Chaetothyriales; Herpotrichiellaceae
Exons: 7
Coding region: 1-540 (179 amino acids)
Biological process (GO): transmembrane transport; carbohydrate transport
Cellular component (GO): membrane
Molecular function (GO): carbohydrate:proton symporter activity
Source: RefSeq, a predicted model, not a curated record